CUGAAGGAGGUGCUUGAUGCUGUUCUCUUCUACUUUUGGAUCAGAGACGCUUGGCCUAAUUGGACAUCGUCAUUCUGGGUUUGAGAGUGUCACGAGCAGUGAUUGGCCGUUCUGGAUGUUGGAGAUUCACUGGCGGAUGAUGUAUUUUUAUAAGUGUAGGAAGAACACACUAUUUUCAGAGGCAUUGAUGGAAGAACAGCGUGAUCUAAACAGCCCGGACAGCAGCGAGGGAGAAAGCGGUUCCCCUCUGCAGGCCGGUCCACAGAACAACACAACAACAAACUUCUUCAUUGACAACAUUUUACGGCCGGAUUUCGGAUGCAAGAAGGAAUUCAGUCUGAGUCCGAAGGUCCAGAGGUCUGGUCGGGAGCGGCUUCACCCGGUUCUUGGUAGACCGUUUUCCAGGACACCGGGCCUGGACUCCAGCUGCAGCAGCGACAGCACCGUUUCUGCCGUCAGUAGCACAAAGUGCAGCAGCGAGAAAGUGACAGCCACCGCGGACUCUGACGAGACCAGCGAAGGAUUCAAAUACGAGGAGAAGGACGAGGAACACUCUGCCUCCUCACUGGUGGUGAUGAACGGGACCGGGACCGGGACCGUGACCGGGACCGGGACCCCCACACCGGAGGGCCAGGCCCUGCUCUGGCCCGCUUGGGUCUACUGUACCCGGUACUCGGACAGGCCUUCUUCUGGCCCAAGGACGCGGAAAUUGAAAAAAUGUAAAAGAUGCAAAGAAGACAAGCGGCCGCGCACGGCUUUCACAGCAGAGCAGCUCCAGAGGCUGAAGACCGAGUUCCAGGUGAGCCGCUACAUCACGGAGCAGCGGCGGCUGUCUUUGGCCCGGGAGCUGAACCUCAACGAGUCUCAGAUCAAAAUCUGGUUUCAGAACAAAAGGGCCAAGAUAAAAAAAGCCAGUGGCUUUAAGAACGGGUUGGCGCUGCAGCUGAUGGCCCAAGGACUCUACAACCAUUCAACCACAACCACACAGCAGGACAAAGAGGACAGCGACUGAGAGCUGAGCUGGACCCGAACACCGCGUCCCGGGUCGGUGGGAGGGGAGGGUCCAAGUGUUGGCUGCAGAGUGAAACCAGCGGCUCCUCCUCUUCACCGACUUGUCUGAACUGUCACCGAUAGAGGAAACAAAAGAUACCAAAGAUUUUCAACGGAAAGCUGAACGAUAGUUUUCAUCAAGGUUGUAUAUUCAACUUCAGGUUCUGCCCAAACCAGGACAAUAAUACGACCACUGCUGCUAGUACUGCUGCUAGUACUGCUGCUAGUACUGCUGCUAGUACUGCUGCUCUUCGCCACACACUUGGGAUUGUUGGUAAAUGAAAAAACGUAAAUUCUGAUUAGCCCAACAAAUUUCUUCCAAGUCUAAAUGCAACGAUGGACUGCUGAAUGAAUAAGCUAAAAGAACGUGAUUAGUCCUGAGAUGUGUUGCUACGAGACAUUUCAGUUUUUGUUGACCAGCAAGAGUCUCGAUAAAAACGUUGAAGUGGAGGUUCGGAUCAGUGGAACUGGUACUGAUAGAGAAGAGAGACAGGAGGCAGAGGGAAC
Gambusia affinis (western mosquitofish) is the source of this 1557-nucleotide messenger RNA. RefSeq names its product homeobox protein engrailed-1-like. Bases 17 to 1012 code for a protein of 331 amino acids. The record is from RefSeq and is a predicted model, not a curated record. Gene Ontology annotation, cellular component: nucleus. Gene Ontology annotation, biological process: multicellular organism development; regulation of transcription by RNA polymerase II; neuron differentiation. NCBI's taxonomy places the organism in Eukaryota, Metazoa, Chordata, Actinopteri, Cyprinodontiformes, Poeciliidae. Gene Ontology annotation, molecular function: RNA polymerase II cis-regulatory region sequence-specific DNA binding; DNA-binding transcription factor activity, RNA polymerase II-specific. The transcript is spliced from 4 exons.